UGAAGCCUACCGGCCCAGUUAUCCCUGAGACUCCAUUCCCCAGCAAGCUCAGCGUUCAGCGUGCGCUAUGGAGCCGCGAGUCGCUGAGCUGAAGCAGAAGAUAGAGGACACCUUGUGUCCUUUUGGCUUCGAGGUUUACCCCUUCCAGGUGGCAUGGUACAAUGAACUCCUGCCUCCAGCCUUCCACUUACCGUUCCCAGGACCAACUCUGGCCUUCCUUGUACUCAGCAUACCAGCCAUGUUUGACAAAGCUCUCAAGCCCUUCUUGCAGAGCUGCCACCUCCGACCACUGACAGACCCCGUGGAUCAGUGUGUGUCCUAUCACCUGAGGCGUGUUACAGAGAGGUUUCCAGAACUACAGAUGGAAAUCAUUGCUGACUACGAGUUACAUCCUAACCGGCGCCCUAAGAUUCUAGCCCAGACAGCAGCCCAUGUGGCAGGUGCUGCGUAUUACUACCAACGACAAGAUGUGGAUGCUGAUCCCUGGGGGACCAAGCACAUAACAGGUGUGUGCAUACACCCCCGAUUUGGAGGCUGGUUUGCAAUCAGAGGGGUCAUGUUGCUUCCAGGAAUUGAAGUGCCAAAUCUGCUACCCAGAAAGCCCCUCGACUGUGUGCCUACAAGAGCUGACCGCAUCACUCUGCUUGAAGGCUUCAAUUUCCAUUGGCAAGACUGGACUUACCGGGAUGUUGUAACUCCCGAGGAACGUUACUCAGAAGAACAGAAGACCUACUUUUCCACCCCACCUGCUCAACGUUUAGCUCUAUUAGGCUUGGCCCAGCCCUCAGGGCCCUUUAGCACUAUACCCUCUGAGUUUCCCCUUUCCAAGCUUACCAAGCCACAAAAUCCCAGCAGAGUACAAAGCUGGCUCCACCCCAGUGUCUCGCCACCUGAAUCCCCUGGCCCUUGAUACCUUCUUCCCUAUGGGCUACCUCUUAUGGUGGUAGGAUUUGUUUUAUUUUAGAUACCACUUCUUGAUGACAGAUCUUCAAAGAGUAAGACUCAAGUUAUAUUUGGUUGAGACAAGUCAAAUACUAAGGCAGACAGAAAAUUGCCACUUGCCUUCGACUAUCACCUUUUUUCUGUGUAGUGCUCCAAGGUACUAUUUAUUUAGAAGACUUGAGAGGCAACCACCCUUUAAAUGGCACCUACCACACAGGGCCUGUGCAGUUAACCACUUUGAAACUGCAUGACAUAUAGUAAGUGGUGUGUUAUUACUGAAGGGCCUAAAAUCAUACUGCUGCUCAGAGAGAUCUGAUCUGAGUUCUGGAAGACUGAAAAGCCAUGAUGGCACAGAAUUAAGAUUGCCCUAACCUCAAGAACCCUGAAGAAUUGAGUCAAAAAGGACUGUCUAAUCAUAGCUAGAAUGCAACAGGUUGAAUAUAAUCCAUAUCCAAAGCCA
This is a messenger RNA of Nannospalax galili (Upper Galilee mountains blind mole rat), 1402 nucleotides long. It is a transcript of the gene Mmachc, whose product is annotated as metabolism of cobalamin associated C. Gene Ontology annotation, molecular function: FAD binding; cyanocobalamin reductase (cyanide-eliminating) (NADP+) activity; demethylase activity. Gene Ontology annotation, biological process: cobalamin metabolic process. Gene Ontology annotation, cellular component: cytoplasm. NCBI's taxonomy places the organism in Eukaryota, Metazoa, Chordata, Mammalia, Rodentia, Spalacidae. The coding region runs from base 68 to 910 and encodes 280 amino acids. The transcript has 4 exons. The record is from RefSeq and is a predicted model, not a curated record.